AUGUCGCCCGAACAUGUUCAAGCAACUGUUCGAUUCGCUGCGAUGAAUAAUCUUCGUUUAGUUAUCAAAAGCACUGGACAUGACAUUUUAGGUCGAUCGACAGCAGCUGGAUCUCUACUUUUAUGGCUUCAUCAUAUGAAAAACAUGACAUUGAUUGAACAAUACUCAUCCUGUGGCCUCAACAAUGUAUCAAAUGCUAUUCGUUUAGAAGCAGGUGUCCAAUGGAGUGAAGUCUAUCUAUGGCUGAGUAAAUUCAAUUUGGUAGCAAUUGGUGGAGCAUCAGGUACAGUGAGUGCGGUUGGUGGUUACCUUCAAGGUGGUGGCCACGGUCCACUAUCGCGUUGGAAAGGUUUGGCUGUUGAUCAAGUACUUGAAUACGAUGUUAUAACGGCAGAUGGACAACGUCAGACAGUAAAUGCAUGUCAAAAUCGUGACUUAUUCUGGGCAUUAAGCGGUGGAGGUGGAGUUUUAUUGNUUGUACGAACUUUUCCAUCGCCAUCUAUUGUUAUUGCAACAUUUUCUGUCAAGGCAUCAAAUGAAACUCGCUAUGAAAAAUUAAUUGAAAGCUUCGUCGAAAUUUUACCGACAGUAGCCGAUGCCGGAUGGUCUGGCUAUUUCGAUAUAGUCGAUAUGACAUUAAGGGUUUUAUUUCAUGUGCCUAAUGGAGAUUGGGCUGCACUCAAUGCUACAUUGAAUCAAUUUGGGGCCAGCAACAUUGAUUUAGAUUUCACAAUCACCAAUAGUUUUGUUGUCCCAUCAUUUUAUUACUACUUUGCCCUUAUGUUGGAACCAAAUAAUCCCACUGGCUAUAAUCUUCUAGUGAGCUCACGACUUAUUCCAGAAAGCAUAAUUCGGAGUAAACCAAGCCAAGUCGCAAAAGCUUUUGUCCAAGCGAAAGGUCAGAGUACAACUGGCUCGAAUCUUCGUGGAAGUUUUGUAGCUGGUGGACAAGUAUCAAAUACAACAAACAGAAAUAACAGUGUUAAUCCUGGAUGGCGUACAGCUCUUCUUCAAAUGAUCUGUAUGCAAAGUUGGUUGGAUACAAUAUCCAAAGCUGAACAAGAGUACUUAGCUACACAAGUCUUACUUCGAGGAGAGAUGUUAGACACAGUAUUGCCUGCUGGUUCACAACCAACAUGCUACGGUAAUGAAGCCCAUCCAAAUGAAAUGAAUUGGCAAGAGAAAUUUUUCGGUUCGAAAGUUAUAUACAAUCAACUGAAAAGAAUAAAAGAAAAAUACGAUCCACUGGGACUCUUCGUAUGUANAGUCAAUUUAACCGACAUGGAAGCCAUCUCAAGUAGGAUUUAA
This is a messenger RNA of Rotaria sp. Silwood2, 1308 nucleotides long. NCBI's taxonomy places the organism in Eukaryota, Metazoa, Rotifera, Eurotatoria, Philodinida, Philodinidae. The record is from the annotation of a GenBank genome assembly.